AUGACAGUCGACGAAUUCGUCAGCAGCAAUGUUUGGAAGUAUGGACCGGUCUGGUUGGCAAACCCACAAGAUACCUGGCCGAUAUCGAAUCCAGCCGCAGUACUCAAAGAGGAUUUGGAGGAAAAGCACGUCGUCGUAGCAGUCCAAACUAUACCCAGCAUAAAUCCUUGGUUCCUACGGUGGUCAUCUUAUACGCGCCUGCUUCAUACAAUCGCAUACUGCCUUCGGUUUGCUGCUAGAACUCGUACCAAAACUAGAACACAACCCAGUGAAUCUCUACAAGAAAAUGUCGACCCAAGAAUACUUACCGUCGAAGAGCUUGCCCAUGCCAAUGCCCUGCUAGUCCGAUUCGCCCAGCAUGACGCUUUCAAAGAAGAAAUAAACGAACUCCAACGUGGCAACCCGCUCUCGAAGAAUUCGCCUACCAGACGGCUUCAUCCCUUCUUGGAUCCAAAGAGAAUCAUGCGAGUUGGGGGUAGGCUAAACCUUUCCCAGCUGCCCUACCAAUCAAAGCACCCUGCCCUCCUACCCAAAGGCCAUCCGUUUUCCCAGUUGAUCGUCGAAGAUUACCAUCGCCAACUGCUCCAUGGCGGCGGGCGUCUACUUCUAUCCACGAUACGCGAAAAAUACUGGCCUUUGAAUGGAAGAAAUCUCGUUAAAAGUGUCGUCCGGAAUUGCUUUCGCUGCUCACGGCACCGUCCGGUUCUUGCACAACAACAAAUUGGACAGCUGCCAGUUUCGCGGGUCAUACAAAAUCGCCCAUUUUCGAUCACGGGUGUGGACUAUGCCGGUCCUCUGUAUUUGAAGCCAAUCCAUAAGCGUGCUGCUCCCGCAAAAGCUUACCUGGCAGUCUUCGUUUGUUUCACUACUAAAGCUGUCCACUUAGAAUUGGUGGGAGACUUGUCUACUCAGGGAUUUCUUGCCGCCUUGCGGAGAUUUAUUGCCAGACGAGGAAUGCCAGCCCAUAUCCAUUCGGAUAAUGGUAAGAAGGAGCUAAAGGUGAACUGA
Molecule: messenger RNA, 1008 nt
Organism: Armigeres subalbatus
Lineage: Eukaryota; Metazoa; Arthropoda; Insecta; Diptera; Culicidae
Exons: 1
Coding region: 1-1008 (335 amino acids)
Biological process (GO): DNA integration
Molecular function (GO): nucleic acid binding
Source: RefSeq, a predicted model, not a curated record